Messenger RNA from Symbiodinium sp. CCMP2592, 2037 nucleotides. NCBI's taxonomy places the organism in Eukaryota, Dinophyceae, Suessiales, Symbiodiniaceae. The record is from the annotation of a GenBank genome assembly.
AUGCAGCUGGGGCAUGGUGAGGAGCGCAGGCUGCUAAGCGAGACUUGCUGCAGUGAUGCCGACGAAGAAAAGCCACUUGAGUGGCUGGAACUGCUUUCGGCAUCAAAUACUGGUGAAAAGGAGAGGAUCAAAGCCAGAACGUGGACACGAAAAUGCCGCUAUUUGCAAGCUGGAGCGCAGCAGUAUCAUGUGCAAAUGUGCCGUGGGCAACUGAAAGAAGCUGUGAAUAAGCUUAUGGAUGACAUUGAAAAGUUUGAAGAUCUCCUGAAAGGCCUCGAGACAGGCGUGGAGGACAGCAAGCACGUCGACUGGGACAAAGUCGGCAUUGACACGAAGCAUGCGAUCCUGGAAAGGCUGCAAACAUUGCAAGCCUUGUCGGAACAGGACGCAAGCCUCGACCGAGGGAGGGCUCAUGAGAACGAGCCCACUCAUCGAGUCGAACGAUUUACUCAGGUCGCUGAUUGCAUCGAGGACAGAACUUGGUGUAAGGACCGGGCAAGAAAGCUGCUUCCAGACGGGGCAUGCUAUGAACUCUGGGUGAGAAUGCUCAAUGCAUUGACGCCAACGGAGUUUGUGCGAAAAGUCACCGUCCUGAGCAUGGAGGAAGGCCAGGAGACCUUGCUGUCCUUUAUCCAUGGCCUUAGCUUGGAGCUGCCAUAUCUGAGCGCUUUCUGGGCGUUGAAAGACGGUCCUGACGGCAAAGGCGAUCGCAUGACAGACUGGGCUACGGACGCCGCGAUGUGGCAGUGGAAGCGUGGGUCGACCAGAGGAUUCCACAUCAUCGGGCAUGGGCAUGCAGACAUCUAUCGGACACCAAUGCAGGGACUGCAGGAGAAAACCAAGCAACUCCUGGAGUUUGAAGAGCGGGAUUGUUGGAUCAGCGGCCAGACACUUUCCAGCAAAACGACAUUCUGCAUUACUCCCACAGUUCGGCUUCUGGACGAUGACAUUUCCAACAAUGAUUUGGGAUUGAUCUUGAAGGCGCUAGUCGACACGGGACCCUUUAGCUAUAGCUUCGUCACACCCGUGGGGAGAGCUGUGUUGGAGCUGGCAAGCGACAGGACUUGGUACGUCAGAAGACUGCAUGCUUUCAAAGACAUAUCUUAUGUUGUGAUGCUGAUGUUCAUGGGCCAUGCUCGCCGGCAGGGGCGGACUUGCGACACCUGGGUCAUCAUGGCUUUUAUUGGACUGGCAAUCUUGGUGGCCUUCAACUUCUUUGCCAAACUCUUCGUUGAGAGCAUCCUCAUCACCAAGGCGGAUGCAGGCGGCUUCUGGCGGUAUUUCGACCUCAGAGCUGCCCUCGUGAAGCAUGCGACCACCUGGAACGGCCUGGUGGUUUGCUCUGAGAUAUAUUCUGUCUAUGUCACGAUGAGGUUCGUCAGAUUCUGGUGGCACUUGGACGUCUCCACCGAUCCACAACAGUACUGGGACUUCUUCGAAAAUGAUCCUUCCGCACUUUCCAGCCUCGUCCUCAUUCGCUGGACAAUUCUUUCCACGAAUUUCCUGCAGAUCGAGCAGGUGGGCAGCAACAUGGUCCCGGUUGUGCUCGCGGUUUGCCAGCCCGCCUCCAUAUUUUUCCUGCUUUUCCUCGGCUUCAUGAUCACUGCUGCUUUCCAUGCCUACUACGUCUUCCCUAUCCAAGAGAACGUCGGCGGAAGUGGAGUGCUGGAUGCCGACUACCUAAACCAUGUCCUCACUACUUUCCUGAAGGUCUUCCGCCUGGCCGUGCUGGGCGACUUCGAUUUGAAUGAGCUCGAGGGGAUCAACGAGCACAUCGAGGCUAAGAUCGUCGGCACGGACGAGAUCAAGGGGAAGGUGGAAGUGCCCGAGGAAGAAUACUCCUCGAAGUACCACAGGACCAUCCGAUACGAGUUCGUGGUUCUGAGCUUGGUGAUCACAGUCGUGGUCAUGAAUGUCUACAUUGGUCUCCUGGGCGAGUUGUAUGAGAAGGCGGAACGAAGGUGCCGCCAGCUCUACAACAACUACCGAGCCUCGUGUGCCUAUCGCCAUAUCUGCGAGCAUUACGCCUUCGUGGAG